AUGUUCGAGCUACUUGUUUUAAUGGUCAAUCAUUUAAUUUUGGAUAUUGAUUCUAAAGAUGUUCACACUGAUGAAAUUCAUAAAAAAAAUGAACAUGUUACACGAUAUAGUAGUCAGGAAUCUGAUGAAUUUAAUAAUAGUCGUGGUAAUAUUCAACAAAAGCAGGAUUUUCAUGGAAAUCAAACUGGUUAUAAAUUUGGCAAUUUUUAUGAUUAUAAAGUUGAACAUCCUACUACACAAUGUACUCAUCCUGAACAUAAUGAAGAUUCUAUUGAAAAGAAUAUUGAUGUUUGUUCUGGAACUGCCAGUGGUAAAAUUGAUUUUCUUACCGAUAUGUUAGUUGUUCAUACAGAUACACAAAUGCAUACUUGUGAAAGAUGUAAAGAAACAGCGUCACUUCUCGAUCGACGAAUGGUUUCUGGAACUCCAUAUGUUAUGUAUGGAAAAAACUACUAUCAUCCUAAAUGCGCAAAACGUGCUAAGAUUUGUGAAAAUUUUGAUUUCACAAAUUUAUCAAAGAUAAAAGCAAGAAAUGCACAAAAAGAACUCGAAAAUGCACAAAAAGAACUUGAAAAUGAACAAAAAGAACUUGAAUAA
Messenger RNA from Rotaria sordida, 597 nucleotides. Lineage: Eukaryota; Metazoa; Rotifera; Eurotatoria; Philodinida; Philodinidae. The record is from the annotation of a GenBank genome assembly.